This is a messenger RNA of Candida tropicalis MYA-3404, 1728 nucleotides long. Its product is annotated as alpha-glucosidase. Gene Ontology annotation, molecular function: alpha-amylase activity. The coding region runs from base 1 to 1728 and encodes 575 amino acids. The transcript has a single exon. Gene Ontology annotation, biological process: oligosaccharide catabolic process. The record is from RefSeq and is a predicted model, not a curated record. NCBI's taxonomy places the organism in Eukaryota, Fungi, Ascomycota, Pichiomycetes, Serinales, Debaryomycetaceae.
AUGACUAUUGACUAUACUUGGUGGAAAGACGCUACAAUCUAUCAAAUCUGGCCAGCUUCUUAUAAAGAUUCCAAUGGUGAUGGUAUUGGUGAUAUCCCAGGUAUUAUUUCCGAAUUAGACUACAUCAAAGAUUUAGGAGUUGAUAUUAUCUGGUUGAGUCCAAUGUACAAAUCGCCAAUGGAAGAUAUGGGUUAUGAUAUCAGUGAUUAUGAAGACAUCAACCCAGAUUUCGGUACUUUGCAAGAUAUGCAAAAUUUAAUUGAUGGUUGCCACGAAAGAGGCAUGAAAAUCAUUUGUGAUUUAGUCAUCAACCAUACUUCCGAUCAACAUGAAUGGUUCAAAGAAUCAAGAUCUUCAUUGGACAACCCAAAGAGAGACUGGUAUAUCUGGAAGAAACCAAAAUAUGAUGCUGAUGGUAACAGACACCCACCAAACAAUUGGAGAUCAUACUUUUCAGGAUCAGCAUGGACUUACGAUGAAACAACCGGUGAAUAUUAUUUAAGAUUAUUCGCUAAUGGUCAACCAGAUUUGAAUUGGGAAAAUGAAGAAUGUAGAAAUGCAAUUUAUGAUUCUGCAUUGAAAUUCUGGUAUGAUAGAGGAGUUGAUGGUUUCAGAAUUGAUACUGCUGGUUUAUAUUCAAAAGUUCAAACCUACCCAGAUGCACCAAUUGAGUUCCCAGAUCAAGAAUUCCAACCUUGUACACUUUAUUCUCAUAAUGGACCAAGAAUCCAUGAAUUUCAUCAAGAAAUGUUUGAUAAAGUUACUUCUAAAUAUGAUGUUAUGACUGUUGGUGAAGUUGGACAUUCAUCAAGAGAAGAUGCUUUAAAAUAUGUUGGUGCAUCUAGACAUGAAAUGAAUAUGAUGUUUUUAUUUGAUUUAGUUGAUGUUGGUUGUGAUGCCAAUGAUACUUUUAGAUAUAAAGGUUGGGAUUUAAAAGAUUUCAAGAAAGCUAUUCAAAAUCAAAGUGAUUUUGUUAAAGGAACUGAUGCUUGGUCAACUGUUUUCAUUGAAAAUCACGAUCGUCCAAGAUGUGUUACUAGAUUUGGUAAUGACAAGAAAUAUCAUGACAAGAGUGGUAAAUUAUUAGCAAUGUUACAAACUACAUUAACUGGUACUUUAUUCAUCUAUCAAGGUCAAGAAAUCGGUAUGACCAACUUGCCAAGAUCAUGGUCCAUUGAAGAGUACAAGGAUAUCAACACUAUCAACUACUACAAUGCUUUUAAAGAGAAGUAUGGUAAUGAUCCAGAUUUCAAAGAAAAGGAAGAGAAAUUGUUGGACGUUAUCAACUUAGUUGCCAGAGAUCAUGCUAGAUCCCCAGUUCAAUGGAAUUCUUCAGCUAACGGUGGUUUCACUACAGGUAAACCAUGGACUAGAGUCAAUGAUAAUUAUAAGGAAAUCAAUGUUGAAGCUCAACAAAAGGAUCCAAAUUCAAUUUUGAAAUUCUAUCAAAGUUUGUUAAAAUUAAGAAAAGAAUAUAAAGAUUUAUUCAUUUAUGGGGAUUUAGAAGUAUUAGAUUAUGAUAAUGAAAAAUUAUUUACAUUCAUUAAGCAAUUACCAGAUUCCAAGUCACCAAAAGCUUAUAUUGCCGUUAAUAUGUCUAAUGAUCAAGUUAAAUUUAAUCCAAUAGUCGAUGGUGAUUAUAAAUUAGUUUCUUGUAAUGUUAAUCAAUCUGAAUUUGAUGAAUCUGUAUUGUCUCCUUUUGAAGGUAGAAUUUAUAUUAUUAAUUAG